Arabis nemorensis is the source of this 1014-nucleotide messenger RNA. The record is from the annotation of a GenBank genome assembly. Lineage: Eukaryota; Viridiplantae; Streptophyta; Magnoliopsida; Brassicales; Brassicaceae.
AUGGGGGUUGAUUACUACAAUGUACUGAACGUGAAUCCAAGCGCAAGCGAGGACGAUCUGAAGAAAUCGUACCGAAGAUUAGCUAUGAAAUGGCAUCCUGACAAAAACCCUACGACGAGCAAGAAGGAAGCAGAAGCUAAAUUCAAACAGAUCUCCGAAGCUUACGACGUCUUGAGCGAUCCUCAUCGCCGUCAGAUCUACGAUCAAUACGGUGAAGAUGGUCUUAAAUCUUCCGAUCUAUCCACGACGGCAGGAGAGACGGCGGCUCAGCAACGGAGUUAUUCCUUCGGCAACAACGCUGGAUUCCGUUACUAUCCACGAGACGCCGAAGAUAUUUUCGCUGAGUUUUUCGGCGCAUCGGGGGAAGUGUUCGGCGGGAGGAGAAAUUUCGAAAACGGAGGAAGUAGAUUCAGAAGCGCGGAUUCCGGAAAUCAGACGAAUAGGAAAACUCCGGCGAAUCGGAAAGCUCCGGCGAUCGAAAGCAAAUUGGCUUGUACUCUUGAGGAAUUGUACAAAGGUGGAAGGAGGAAGAUGCGAAUCUCUCGCGUUGUUCCUGAUGGUCUUGGAAAGCCAAAGCCAGUGGAAGAGAUAUUGAAGAUAGACAUAACACCAGGAUGGAAGAAAGGAACAAAGAUAACGUUCCCGGAGAAAGGAAACCAAGAACCAGGAGUCACUCCUGCGGAUCUCAUCUUUGUUAUCGAUGAGAAACCGCAUUCCGUCUACAAAAGAGACGGAAACGAUCUGAUUGUAGACAAGAAAGUUUCGCUUUUGGAUGCUUUAACAGGGAUUACCAUUAGCUUAACAACGCUAGACGGGAGGAAUUUGACUAUUCCGGUUUUGGAUAUCGUUAAACCUGGUCAGGAGAUUGUGAUCCCUAACGAAGGAAUGCCUAUCUCUAAAGAAGUUUCUAAGAGAGGAGAUCUCAAAAUUAACUUUGAGAUCUCUUUCCCCUCGAGGCUAACAUCGGAACAGAAGACAGAUCUCAAGAGAGUUCUUGGUGGAACCGCAAAUUGA